AUGCCUCCCAAACGGUCGCUGGCAGGUCUUGACAAGGGGAAGAAGGAAUGGGCGUACAAGGUGAUAACGGAGAUUCCAGGACAAACGGAGGCUUUCGUGGUGGACGGCUUUGGUGUGCCUGUUAGACUGAGGCAAGAUAGUCGGACAUACUUCUUAACACACUUCCAUGGAGAUCAUACUUGGGGUCUCACCAAGGGCUUCUGUAGGGGUACUAUAUACUGUUCUCCUAUCACGGCUGAGCUGGUAAUACAAGUCAUCGGUGUUGACCCCUCUCGAGUGGUGAAGUUGGAGCUGGGUGAGCCUACCGAAAUAGCAGGAAUUAAAGUGACCUGUAUAGAUGCCAAUCAUUGUCCGGGAGCAGUCAUGUUCCUCUUCUGUGGCACUGGAGGCUGGACGGGUCUGCAUACGGGAGACUUCCGAGCUUCUGCUGCUUUGUUGAAGACUGUACCGGCGUAUGGUGUCAUCAAUACGGUGUGGCUUGAUACUACGUAUUCGGAUAGGAGAUUCGUUCACCCAUCGAGGGAAGAAGCUCUAGAUAUGAUUUCCAGAAUUGUCACUAAAGAGAAUGAGCCUGGUACGAUGUUCGUUGUCGGCGGGUAUAGGUUGGGGAAAGAAUCUUGUGCAGUGCGGAUAAGCGAAGUUCUGGGGAAGAAAAUUUUCGUACCGAAAAAAAGACGCAAAAUUAUGGAGAUAUGUGGCGCCAUUCCAGAGAAGUUGAUAGCAGAGAAGGAAGACUAUGGAGUGGUCUUCGAUGCGAUGGGCCGGGUCGGGAGCUCGCCGGAUUCCCUGGCCGACUUUCUUGAUGCCGGUUACUCUAAGGUGGUUGGAUUCCGUUGCACUGGGUGGACUCGGAAGGAAUCUUGUUGGCGCAGUAGUAAAUUUCCAGGCUGUGUGCUGUACUCCAUACCAUACAGUGAACAUAGCUCCUUCACAGAACUAGUAGAGUUCCUCAAGCAUGUACAGCCGAGGAGGGUCAUAGGGACAGUGGGGAGAAGCCUGGUUGAUCGAGAGGCUCAGGUUACAGCCGUUGCUGGAGGUAUCAUGCUCCCUGAGCAUCGAGGAAGGCUAGAGAGCUACUUCUAUGGUAAGCCUAGGAAAGCUGUGAAGUGUAACGCGAGUGAACGAAGUGAAUUAACGACUGUUAUCGAUUUGACCAGUGAUGAAUGA
Molecule: messenger RNA, 1167 nt
Organism: Perkinsus marinus ATCC 50983
Lineage: Eukaryota; Perkinsozoa; Perkinsida; Perkinsidae
Product: DNA cross-link repair protein SNM1, putative
Exons: 1
Coding region: 1-1167 (388 amino acids)
Biological process (GO): protection from non-homologous end joining at telomere; double-strand break repair via nonhomologous end joining; interstrand cross-link repair
Molecular function (GO): 5'-3' DNA exonuclease activity; damaged DNA binding
Source: RefSeq, a predicted model, not a curated record